AUGGCGUGUCCACCGCACGCGAUCGUCAUCCCCUACCCGGCACAGGGCCACGUCAUCCCGCUCAUGGAGGUCGCGCACGCGCUGGCCGACAGGGGCUUCAACGUCACCUUCGUCAACACCGAGUUCAACCACGCUCGUGUCGUCGCCUCCAUGUCGAACGGCGCCGGCAGCGGCCUGGGCCGGAUCCGGCUCGUGGCGGUGCCGGAUGGCAUGGCCCCCGGGGAGGACCGGAACCAGCUGGUGAAGUUGACCAUACUCAUGGCGGGGUUCAUGGCGCCGCGGGUGGAGGAGCUCAUUCUCCGGAGCGGCGAGGCGGCGGUGCUGGACGGCGCGUGCCCGGGCAAGAUCACCUGCAUGGUCACGGACUACAACGUCGGGUAUUGGGCGGUGGACAUUGCUCGGAGGACCGGGAUCCGGGUGGGGGCCGUUUGGCCGGCGUCAGCCGCCGUCAUGGUCACCUUGCUGAGCUUUCCUAAGCUGAUUGAGGACAACAUCAUCGAUGCGGAAGAUGGGUCUACAGUGGGUGAAGGAACAUUCCAGCUGAGCCCCGACAUGCCUCUCAUGCACAGCGCCCACCUCGCAUGGAACUGCAUCGGCGACCACGACCAGCAGGCGACCCUCUACCGGCUCCUUUGUGACGGCGUCCGCGCAAUGGAGCAGUGCGACUUCGUCAUCUGCAACUCCUUCCAGGACGCGGAGCCGGCAUCUUUCAAACUCUUCCCCAACGUCCUCCCCGUUGGCCCGCUCCUCACCGGCGAGCGCAGCGGCAAGGCCGUCGGCCACUUCUGGCAGCCGGAGGACGACGAGUGCAUGUCCUGGCUCGACGCGCAGCCAGAGAGAUCCGUAGUGUACGUGGCCUUCGGCAGCUUCACCAUGUUUAACCGGCGCCAGUUCGAGGAGCUCGCGUUGGGGCUGGAGCUCUCCGGCAGGCCAUUCCUGUGGGUCGUGCGCCCGGACAUUGGGCACGGCGCAGUGCACGACUACCCGGAAGGCUACCUGGACCGGGUGUGCGGCCCCGGUGGCCAGGGCAAGCUCGUCUCCUGGUCGCCGCAGCAGCGCGUGCUGGCGCACCCCGCGGUGGCGUGCUUCGUGUCGCACUGCGGGUGGAACUCCACCAUGGAGGGCGUUCGGAACGGCGUGCCGUUCCUCGCCUGGCCCUACUUCGCCGACCAGUUCGUCAACCAGGUGUACAUCUCCGAUGUGUGGAAGGUCGGCCUCAAGGCCGUCGCCAACGAGUCGGGAGUCAUAACCAAGGAGCACAUCGCCGGCAGGGUGGAGGAGCUGAUGGGGGACCCCGGCAUGAGGGAGAGGGUGGAGGCCAUGAAGAAGGGCGCACACGAGAGCAUUCAGGAAGGUGGCUCCUCGCAUGGAAACUUCGAUGCUUUUGCGGAGGCCAUGAAGAAUGCAGCGCCUGAGAGUGUUCAGGACGGGGGCUCCUCACAUGGAAACUUCCACUCUCUUGCGGAGGGUAUGAAGGCAUGA
Molecule: messenger RNA, 1482 nt
Organism: Triticum turgidum subsp. durum (durum wheat)
Lineage: Eukaryota; Viridiplantae; Streptophyta; Magnoliopsida; Poales; Poaceae
Source: the annotation of a GenBank genome assembly